AUGACUUCUAAGCCGUCUACUAGAAAUGAUUAUUUACCAAGGGAAACUCACAAUGGCGAAUAUACUGGUGAUUCUCCCGAAUGGCAGUUGCAGAUUAAUAUCACAAACAAAAUAGGUGGUAUAAAUGGAGAUAUUUGGUUGUCAAGGGACGGAAGGAGUGUUAAAUGGUGUAUUGAAGACCAGUGCUUACGUCAGUUUACUUAUAAUCAAAAGAUCAUCAAAGCUGGGUACAUUGAUUUUGAAAAGACACCAGAUUGUUUUGUGGUAGUUCUCUCUGAUAUUGCGCAUGUAUAUAUGUUGAAAAAUGGGGGUUCUACGACUGUAUGUUUCCCAUUCCAGAUAGGUAAUGCAUUCUGGUAUGCAAAUGGAGUAAUUUUAGAGAGAGAGACUUCAGCGUCCUUCAUGGAUGGUGGCUACGAUUUAAAACCCAUUGAGUUCGAUUUAAAACAUAAAUACAUCACUUUGACGGAUCCGAUGGCGCCUUUCGGCUUGAUUUCGAUCACAAAUACCUUUAAAGGCGGUAUAAAUAGCGCUUCAGGUAACAAAACGGAUAUCCUGCAAGACUUUCAGCUCGUGCUCUUCCCGAGUGACAAGGACAAGUGUAUAGCUGUUUUUUUAGAUCGAAAUUCCAAAGUGUUGCGAUUUUAUUACAGUAGAAUUCUAUCAUCAGAUCAGUCACGGAAGGGAGAGCUAACAAUUUCCUCGACCAAAAAAACAGGUUUGGACGCAGCAGGCAAUAGCCAAAAGAGUGGCGGGAUUAGCAAAGAUUUGCGUAAGUUUUCACAUUUGACGCGCCGGUCGACGUCUAUAAACUCUAACUCUCAUGAUUUCAAUGCAGCCGAAAGAGUACUUAGUGGCAAUGUUGGCAACGCUUCAGGCAGAACAGAUAUUUUCGCUUUACCUUCUUCUUGUUCAAGAAGGAGCUUAUCUGCGACCCUAGAUAGAAUGGGGAACAAUAUUGCCCCGACCAAUAGAGCUGCACCUUCUGGAUUUUUUGACUCGUCAUCAGCAAAUACUGCUACUCACUCUAAUAUAACGCCUGUAUCACAACCAAUGCAACAGCAACAGCAAGAAUAUUUGAACCAAACAGCGACCUCUUCUAAGGAUAUUGUUUUGACGGAAAUAUCGUCUUUGAAAUUACCGGAUGAUAUCAUUUUUACUUCACGACGCUUGAGCUCUAUUUUAAGUAAAUUAAAGUUCCUAUCGUUGAGAUUUGAACGUCGAGAAGGACUUUUAAUAUUUCAUGAGCCCACACAUUUCUGCAAAAUCUGGUUGAUUGAUCUUUUACCCGAUGUUCUGGAUUCUAUUCCAUUCAAAAUAUACGGGAACUCUCCGCAAAACAUGAUCAGACUAGAGAACUUAAAGCUUAAGGAACCCUCAAGAAUACAAGCUAUGUAUAUUCAUGAACUCCUUGAAAGUUGCCUGAUUUUGGUGUCGGAGGGACAGAAUAAGGAAGAAUACAAAGCAUGUCUAUAUGACCCCUUCGUUAAAAUUACAUCCCCUUCCAAAAAUAUCUCCGAAGAGCUCACUAAACAAAAUUCUCUUCCUUCCUUACAGAAACUAUUCCCUUAUCCCGAGACUAGUUUCACCAAACUGUGCUUCGAAGCCGUCAAGUAUAUUACUUCUCCUGCAUUCAAUAUUUCAUUUAUAUUUCUAUGGCAAUCUGCAUAUUCGAUACUUCUUUCAAGGGCUAACGACGACGUAGUUGGGGGUUUGAAAAUGGAGCACGAUGCUUUUUCACUGGUUCUUUCAUUGCUGAUUUUACCGAUACCUAGCUCCUCUGCUCAAGAAUACCAGGAGUACAAAGAAAUAUAUGAACGCGACCUGUUUCAGCAUUUAAAGCAGGACUCAGAAAUAACAAGCUCUGUGCUACCAAGAAUUGUUAUUGGAUUGCAUUUAAUAAGGGAGGAAUAUUCCCUGAAUGUAUUGUGUCGAAAUGAGCAUGCGUUGUUAGGACAGUUUCUAAGAUUCGCUACUGCCGCGAUGGGCUGGCCUGAUCUGUGGCAAUCUUACUAUGUACCGAAAAUGGAUUCAGAAUCGAAAACUUUCCUACAUCCAAGGGAACAAAAUUCCACUUUUUUUCAUCCCUUAGAUGAACCGCCAUCGAUUACCAAGUCGUUAUACAGCAUAACUGAAAACAGUUCAAUACCAUUAUGUCCGUUCAUUAGUUUCUCGAGACUUGUUGCAACCGAUACACAGGUCGAAUUACGCAUUACUCCAAGAAGUUUCAAAAUCUUGGGCUUGUAUGAACUCGUACACUCUCCAAAUUUUUUACCGGAUUAUGUUUUAGGCAUCCUUUCCAGCUUUAAAGUGGAUAAAGACGAGUUACAAACAUAUCCCUUAGGCAUUUUGGUGCCUUUACAAAACAUUUUAAAAAUUCUGGAAGAUAAGCUAUCUGAAGUAAGAGACAACUUGGAGUUAUUAGAUAGGGCCGAUUUACAAAGGUGUAGUGCCAUUAUCAAUAGUAUAAGAAGUGAUUCUAAAGAAGUUCUCAAAAGAGGCCAAAGAGAUAGUUAUAUGUUAUGCAAAGUGCCACUCGCCAAGAACAGAAGCUCUUUGUCUAAGAAGCCCAGUGACAUAUAUUCAAUAUUAUCCGAGAUUGUGAAAAGUGCAAGUCAAGUUCCACUGGAUGGAUCAGCUAUGAGGAUGUCGAAUAUUCAGGAUGAUGAAGAUAUUGAUGAAGGUCGAUCUCUCAAAUUAAAUGCAGGACUGAUUUUUUCAGAAGAUAAAAGAUUUACUCAUGUUGUAUCACUAUUAGCUUAUUACAGGCCCACAAAAACUCAAUUUUUUACCACCAAGACAGAAUAUGCCCAGAUACUAGCUCAAAAGAAAUAUUUCGCUAAAAUCAUGGCUUUGAGGACAUGUACAAAUGGUGUUGGCUGGGGUGCAGUGGCAUAUGCAACAGAAAAACCAAUAUCUACCCAAAAAUGGGUCAUUCAACCCCUCAACUUAAUUUCCGUGUUUCCUGAUGACACAAAGAUAACUGUGAAAGCUCCAGAAGAUAUAGCACACGAUAUUGUGGAGUGGGGGCAAUUUCAUGCCGGUGUUAGCUCCGGCCUCCGUAUCUCAAAGAAGGCAACUGGAAUUACAGGUAGUUGGAUUGCAUUUAAUAAGCCAAAAGAACUAGAUGCUUAUCACGGUGGUUUCCUUCUCGGACUGGGACUUAAUGGGCAUUUGAAGAAUUUAGAGGAAUGGCAUAUAUACAAUUAUCUAAGCCCCAGAAAUACUCACAUAAGUAUUGGGUUACUUUUGGGAAUGAGUUCAAGUAUGAAAGGUAGUAUGGACUCUAAACUAAUCAAAGUUAUUAGUGUACACCUAGUGGCCUUUCUUCCAAGCGGAUCUAGCGAUUUGAAUAUAGAUCUAAAACUACAAACUGCUGGUAUUAUAGGGAUGGGUAUGUUAUAUUUAAACUCAAGGCAUAAACGAAUGAGCGAUUCAAUUUUUGCCCAGCUGGUGUCACUGCUCAAUGUAAAUGAUGAAAUGGUUGCUGACGAAGAAUAUCGAUUAGCAGCGGGUAUAUCGCUGGGCCUCAUAAACCUAGGGGCUGGUCAGACGAAACUGAGAAAGUGGGAUUCAUCAUUGUUGGGCUUGGGGGACGAUCUUCCGGAAGAUGUUUAUGACUCUAGUGAUGUUGAACAAAAUGUAAUGUAUGAAGACCUGACUACGAAGUUAUUAGAGAUCGUCACAAGCACAUAUGAUGUAGAAAACGAUUGGAUACCAGAGAAUUCGCAAAUUGGCGCAGUAAUUGCAAUCAUGUUUUUAUUUUUGAAGUCAAACAAUUUUGGAAUUUCCAACAUGCUUAAAGUUGACUUAAAGGAAAUAUUAAAAGCAAAUAUUAACACCCGCCCUGAAUUAUUAAUGUACCGAGAAUGGGCAUCCAAUAUGAUUUUAUGGGAAUUUAUAGGCGACGACCUAUCGUUCAUCAUGAAAGAUGUUGAUAUUGGAGUAAAAUUUAGUGAACUUAAUACCGAUUUGCUUCCUAUAUAUUACACUAUGGCGGGUAGGAUCUUAGCCAUGGGUAUUAGAUUUGCCUCUACUGGAAAUUUGAAAAUUCGGAAUAUACUGCUUUCUCUCGUUGAUAAGUUUCUGCCUCUUUAUCAGUACCCAGGAAAGCAGAAUCUAGACUUUAGGUUGACAAUUUCUGUUAUUAACGUUUUAACUAAUGUCAUCGUUGUUUCUUUGAGCAUGGUUAUGUGUGCCAGUGGCGAUUUAGAAGUUUUGAGGAGGGUCAAAUAUCUUCAUGAAGUUGCAUCUGGUCCAUAUUCAGACUUAUUUCAAGAAAUUCCUAGUUCUAAAAGUGAUGUUUCAGGUGUAACACAGGUGACUUCAAACACUAACACGCCUGGAAAUAGUGAUCGUGAAAGGGUUGAUGAGACCGCUGCUUCUCUCGAUGACGAAAGGUCCUCAAAUGGCAGUGAUAUUAGUGAUCCAACAGCAUAUCUAGAAGACAAAAAGGAUAUAGAUGACCAUUACGGUAAGUUUAUUUCGACAAAUCUUGCACUGGGUUUUCUUUUCCUUGGGUCUGGACAAUACGCUCUCAAUACUUCUACUUUAGAAUCUAUCGCUUUCUUAAGCAUGUCCGUUUUACCCACAUAUACAACUCCACAUCCCUUACAAGAAUUGAAGCAUUUCUGGAGCAUGGCUGUAGAGCCUCGUUGCCUUGUUAUAAAGGACAUUUCCACUGGUGACGCAGUAAACAACGUUCCUAUUGAAUUGGUGGUCGAGGAAGACGUCGAAAAAGAAGAAGUAAUAAGAGAGAUAUCAACACCUUGCCUGCUUCCUGAUUUCUCCAAAAUUAAAUCUAUUAGGGUAAAAAUGCAUGGUUACUUUCCACUGGAAGUAAAUUUCACUAAGGACUACUCAGCUUCUGAUUUUUUUAGUGGCGGUACAAUUAUUUAUAUACAAAGAAAAUCCGAAAGUGUUUUCGAGAACAAAGCCUCUUUUAGGAACGUAGAAGAUAUUCAUGUGGCACUCAAAAGAAAGGCAGCAGAAUCUAAAAAUUAUUCAAGAUUAAACCUAAAAAAUGAACAAGGAAAUACCACCUCUUCGCAACUGGUUGAAAGUUUGGGUAUUCAAGAUUUGACAAUGGUGGAACUCGAUACUCUUUUGAGUGCAGGAAAUAAUACAGCAUUAACGGAUUCAGAAUCUUAUAAUUUAGGUUUGCUGUGUUCAGAUAAAAACAGUGGAGAUAUUUUGGAUUGCCAACUCGAAUUGUGGUACAAAAGCUUUGGACCACAUGAUGAAUAA
Saccharomyces cerevisiae S288C is the source of this 5247-nucleotide messenger RNA. RefSeq names its product anaphase promoting complex subunit 1 (gene APC1). Gene Ontology annotation, biological process: protein ubiquitination. The transcript has a single exon. Gene Ontology annotation, cellular component: nucleus; cytoplasm; spindle pole. NCBI's taxonomy places the organism in Eukaryota, Fungi, Ascomycota, Saccharomycetes, Saccharomycetales, Saccharomycetaceae. The record is from RefSeq and is marked reviewed. Bases 1 to 5247 code for a protein of 1748 amino acids.